This is a messenger RNA of Triplophysa dalaica, 4574 nucleotides long. Its product is annotated as solute carrier family 12 member 6-like. The record is from RefSeq and is a predicted model, not a curated record. NCBI's taxonomy places the organism in Eukaryota, Metazoa, Chordata, Actinopteri, Cypriniformes, Nemacheilidae. The transcript has 25 exons. Gene Ontology annotation, cellular component: membrane. Bases 351 to 3512 code for a protein of 1053 amino acids. Gene Ontology annotation, molecular function: potassium:chloride symporter activity. Gene Ontology annotation, biological process: potassium ion import across plasma membrane; chloride transmembrane transport; potassium ion homeostasis.
CACUGGCGGAACCUCAGCAGCAGCCUGCGGCGCGGGAGGCCACGGCAUCGUCCGUGCGCUUCACCGUAACGCCCAUCAAAGCCGAGGAUCUCCCAGACACAUCGCCGGACGUCAGCUUGCGGUCCAGCGGCAGGGUUCGAUUCGGCUCCAGGGAGAGCGUGUAUCGGAGCGAGGCGUACAGUGAAGCGUCCGGAGGGCACACCACGUCUGCAGGGGCUGACACGUCGGAACGCAGCAGCGUGGAACACGGUGACGUGAAGCUGUCCAGCGUUUACAUCAAUAACUCUCACGCUGUGGAUGAUGAUGAUGAUGAUUUCUACGACAGGAAUCUCGCUCUCUUUGAGGAAGAGAUGGACACUCGUCCCAAAGUGUCAUCUCUGCUCAGUCGUCUGGCCAACUACACAAACCUCACGCAGGGCGCCAGAGAGCACGAGGAGGCGGAGAACAUUGGCGAGAAACGCAAGGCCAGGAAGUCUCCUCAGAUGGGCACCUUCAUGGGCGUCUAUCUGCCCUGCCUGCAGAACAUCUUUGGAGUGAUUCUCUUCCUCAGGCUGACGUGGGUCGUGGGGACAGCCGGGGUCCUGCAGGCGCUGUGCAUCGUCUUCAUAUGCUGCUGUUGUACGAUGUUGACAGCCAUCUCAAUGAGUGCCAUAGCUACUAACGGAGUCGUGCCAGCGGGGGGGUCGUAUUUUAUGAUCUCCCGUUCUCUGGGUCCGGAGUUUGGGGGGGCUGUGGGCUCAUGUUUCUAUUUGGGUACGACCUUCGCUGGGUCCAUGUACAUCCUCGGUGCCAUCGAGAUUUUACUGUUGUACAUCGCUCCUGGGGCCGCCAUCUUUGAUUCUAACGGUCAAGAUGGCGGGGCAGCCAUGUUGAAUAACAUGCGCAUCUACGGCUCCAUCUUCUUGGUGUUGAUGUCGCUGCUGGUGUUCGUGGGAGUCAAAUACGUCAACAAGCUGGCGUCAGUUUUUCUGGCGUGCGUUAUUAUUUCCAUUCUGUCCAUCUACACCGGAGCGCUGGUGUCCGCCUUCAAGCCGCCGGAUUUCCCUGUUUGUAUGUUGGGGGAACGAAGCAUCUCUCAGCUCAAACUGAACAACAGCCCGUGUGCUAAAACGCAGCGAGAUCCGACGGUGCCUGUCAACAUGUCCACCAGCGGCACGUUCAAUGUCAGCGAGGCUCCGCCUCUUUCCCCGUCAGCAGAGAAGACGACAGCGCUGUGGUCGCAGUUCUGUAUGGGUGGGGAGUUCAACGCCACGUGCGAUGAGUAUUUCCUCCAUAAUAACUUCACACAGAUACAGGGAAUCCCUGGACUGGCUAGCGGCAGGAUGGCAGAGAACAUCUGGAGUUCAUACUCCAGUAAAGGUGACGUCACAGAGCGAGUCUCUCAUCCCAGCACCCACGCUCUUGCGGAGUCCAGUAGGCACCCGUACGUGUUUGCUGACAUCACCACCUCCUUCACGCUGUUGGUGGGAAUAUUCUUUCCUUCUGUGACAGGAAUCAUGGCCGGCUCCAACAGGUCUGGAGAUCUGAAGGACGCUCAGCGGUCUAUUCCCAUCGGGACCAUUCUGGCCAUCCUCACCACGUCUGUGGUCUAUCUCAGCUGUGUGGUGUUGUUCGGAGCCUGCGUGGAGGGAGUUGUGCUCCGGGACAAGUUUGGCGACUCUGUGAAAGGAAAUCUUGUGGUGGGCACGUUGUCAUGGCCGUCGUCGUGGGUCAUUGUCAUCGGUUCUUUCUUCUCCACGUGCGGCGCAGGGCUGCAGUCGCUGACAGGAGUGCCUCGGCUGCUGCAGGCCAUCGCUAAAGACAACAUCAUUCCUUUCCUGCGGGUGUUUGGUCACGGGAAGGCGAAUGGAGAACCCACAUGGGCUCUCUUACUCACAGCUGUACUGGCUGAACUGGGAAUCCUCAUCGCUUCACUGGAUCUGGUUGCUCCAAUACUCUCAAUGUUUUUCUUGAUGUGUUACCUGUUUGUGAAUUUGGCUUGUGCUCUCCAGACGCUCCUCAGAACUCCAAACUGGAGACCGCGGUUUUUAUAUUACCACUGGUCUUUGUCAUUUCUAGGAAUGACCAUCUGCCUGGCUCUCAUGUUCAUAUCAUCGUGGUACUACGCCAUCGUUGCCAUACUGAUCGCCGGAAUGAUCUACAAGUACAUUGAGUAUCACGGAGCAGAGAAGGAGUGGGGCGACGGCAUCAGGGGUCUCUCUCUUAGUGCCGCUCGAUUCGCUCUGCUGAGACUGGAGGAAGGACCACCACACACCAAAAACUGGAGGCCUCAGCUGCUGGUCCUGCUGAAGUUGGAUGAAGACGCUCACGUCAAAUCUCCACGUUUACUGACGUUCGCCUCUCAGCUGAAAGCGGGAAAAGGUUUGACCAUCGUGGGAACAGUCAUAACAGGAAACUUCCUGCAGACGUACGGCGAGGCCCUCGCUGCAGAGCAGACUCUGAAGCAUCUGAUGGAGAAGGAGCGCGUGAAGGGUUUCGUGCAGUGUAUCGUGGCACAGAAGCAUCGCGAGGGAAUCAGUCACAUGAUUCAGUCCAGUGGAUUGGGCGGCAUGCGUCAGAACACGGUGGUUAUGGGCUGGCCUCUUGCCUGGAGACAGAGCGAAGAUCCACAGAGCUGGAAAACCUUCAUCAACACGGUGCGAGUCACCACCACGGCCCAUCUGGCUCUGCUCGUGCCGAAAAACAUCUCUCUGUUUCCAAGCAACAGUGAGGUGUGGACGGAGGGCUACAUCGACGUGUGGUGGAUCGUUCACGACGGCGGGAUGCUCAUGCUCUUGCCCUUCCUGCUCCGACAACACAAGGUGUGGCGCAAGUGCGGGAUGCGGAUCUUCACCGUGGCACAAAUGGAGGACAACUCCAUUCAGAUGAAGAAGGACCUGGCCACCUUCCUCUAUCAUCUGCGUAUAGAUGCCGAGGUGGAGGUGGUGGAGAUGCACAACAGCGAUAUCAGCGCCUACACGUACGAGAGGACGCUGAUGAUGGAGCAGAGAUCUCAAAUGCUUCGCCAGAUGCGUCUGUCCAAAUCUGAUCGUGAGAAAGAGCGAGUUCGCUGGAGUUUUGACGACGCACAGCUGGUUAAAGACAGGAACUCUAUGCUGCGGCUGACAAGCAUCGGCUCAGAUGAUGACGAUGACACAGACGGCGCCGAGAAGAGUGUGGAGCACAAGCGCGUUCACAUGACCUGGACAAAAGACAAAGCCCUUCAGAUGCUGAGCAACACUCAAACCAACACGGCUUCCUGCUGCAGCACGCCAGAGGGCUUCAGAGACAUGCUGAACAUACGUCCAGACCAUUCUAAUGUACGCCGCAUGCACACCGCUGUAAAACUCAAUGAGGUUAUAGUCAAUAAAUCCCAUGAUGCUCGGCUGGUCCUCCUCAACAUGCCCGGACCCCCUAAGAACCCGGAUGGAGAUGAGAACUAUAUGGAGUUUCUGGAGGUCUUAACUGAGGGGCUGGAGCGCGUCCUGUUGGUCAGGGGUGGAGGAAGUGAGGUCAUCACCAUCUACUCCUGAGUGUGACUAAAUCCUCUGCCUGAAAUCUGCCGAGAUGAGCGAGUAUUACAAAAUGAAAAGUGGCCAACAACACUUUUAUUUUGGUUUCGGUUAACAUUUGUUUUUAUUAUCAUUGACUGUCAAGAGACAGAGAUUUUAGUAUGACCAAGAACAGUGUUUGAUUUUCCAUAUUUGGCAAUAUGUGUGUGUGUCUGUUCGUGCACGAGCACUUACAUCCUCUUGUGUCGUGAAAAUAGAAGCGUGGCUCUUUGGGGAUAAACUUGACCAUUGGAUCAUAGAGAGGGAGAGAGAGAAUGAGAGAGCGAGAGCGAGAGCGAGAGAGAGAGAGAGAGAGUGUUCCACAGACUGACUCAGGGUUUAAGCUUUUAAUGCGGCAUGGAGUGUGUGUGUGUGUGUGUUUUCAGGAGAGUUGUGUUUAUGGUUGAGCAGCGUGUUAGAGGAUUAGUUCACCCGACAUGUUUUAUCAUUUACUUGACCUCACACCACUCCAGAACAAAACUUUUCUUUCACGAGACCUGAACGGAGUAAUUAAGAGUAAAGAAAUGAAUAUUGGAGUGACGCGAGGAUGAGAAAAAGGUUUUGGGUUUAGCGUGAACUGUUUCUUUAAAUAAUGUUGGUGUGUGUUGUGUACGCGGUCCCUCUUGUUUCAUAUGUUCUGCAUGGAGAAUUUGGGAUUGAGAAUCGACAUGUUAGACAAUGCGGUAGCAAUAGCUGUUUGACAUUCAUCCUGUUUCAGACCAAUAAUUUAUCCAUUCAUCGCUCAGAUGGUUUUAAAUGUACAGACACGUUUUCAUUGGUUUUCUCAUCUGAAACACUGCUUUGCAUAUCCUCAAUUCCUCAAAUGAUCGUAGUUUUGGAGCUUUGCCUUAUUUGUGCGAGUUUGAGUUCUCAGAUGUAGUGGAGGAUAUUUAUAUUAUGCUUUUAUUUUUUACUUUUUCAACGAUGGCUUGUAUGUCUAUGUGCAGUGAUUGCUGCUGAUUUUGUAAAACAAAUUGUUUUUUUCGUUGGAGAUCCCAAGUGUCAUCUGCUGUUUUUAUCACAAAUAAAACGAACAAAUAGAAA